AUGCCCUAUCUUGGCUGGAGCGAGGCGGUUAGGGGUGGACCAGUUGAAGAUGACAAAUUCAUUGCUGAAUUUUUCCGUGGCCAAGUGAAAAGCAAGACGAAGAACGUUAUCUGUGAUAAGAGAGAUAGCAUGGCUUCGGGUUACGAGGCGAAGGCAACAAGCCUAAGUUGGCCACCUGGUCAGGGCACUCCCAAAGACAAACGCAACAAUCUCAAGCUGCGCCCGGACGUGACGAUAAGCCACCGAGUCAGGAUAUCUAUAAACCUCCCCUGA
Molecule: messenger RNA, 273 nt
Organism: Protopolystoma xenopodis
Lineage: Eukaryota; Metazoa; Platyhelminthes; Monogenea; Polystomatidea; Polystomatidae
Source: the annotation of a GenBank genome assembly